Messenger RNA from Didymodactylos carnosus, 267 nucleotides. The record is from the annotation of a GenBank genome assembly. Lineage: Eukaryota; Metazoa; Rotifera; Eurotatoria; Philodinida; Philodinidae.
AUGGUACUAGACGAUGCUGAGGCAAGGUUUUUUCCCUUAUGUCAACUGUUAGUAGACUCACCAGAUUGCUUGUCUCAAGACGAGUCGAAUGAAAUUAUUCCACUGUUAAUACAACGACGUCAUCCUAAUUCUCAACAACGUCUUGAACAAUUAGUUAUUGAUGCUUGGAAUCAAAUUCCACAAUCUGUAAUACGUGGUUAUAUUGACCAUAUUCGAGAUGUUUGUUAUCAAGUAAUAGCGACUCAAGGCUGGGAAAGUUUGGGAUGA